AAAACACUUAGCAGCUGUUAAAUCACAUUAAAGUAAAUUAUCAAGUUGGAAGGUUUCAAGAUUUUUUUCGGCAAAUCAAAAUUUUAAAAAAAUUAAUGUCAAAAUGAGAGAAAUCUGCCACAUCCAAGCAGGCCAGUGCGGCAACCAGAUAGGGGCGAAGUUUUGGGAAGUCAUCUCUGACGAGCAUGGAAUCGAUAAAACAGGCGCUUACAUCGGGGACUCAGACAUCCUCCUGGAGAGGAUCUCGGUCUACUACAACGCCGCUUCGACUGGAGUUUACGUCCCGCGGGCGAUCCUGGUGGACCUGGAGCCCGGGACGAUGGACUCGGUGAGGUCGGGUUCCUUCGGCAUGCUCUUCAGACCAGACAACUUCGUCUUCGGGCAGUCCGGAGCGGGCAACAACUGGGCCAAGGGCCACUACACCGAGGGUGCCGAUCUAAUCGAUCCCAUCCUCGAUGUGGUGAGGAAGGAGGCCGAAUCCUGCGACUGCCUGCAAGGGUUCCAACUGACACAUUCGCUGGGUGGUGGUACCGGUUCCGGGAUGGGAACGCUUCUGAUGGGUAAGAUCAGGGAGGAGUACCCGGACAGGAUCAUGAACACCUUCUCUGUGGUACCCUCCCCCAAGGUGUCGGACACUGUCGUGGAGCCAUACAACGCCACGCUGUCCAUCCACCGCCUCGUCGACAACACGGACGAGACCUUCUGCAUAGACAACGAAGCGCUCUACGACAUCUGUAACAGGACGCUGAAGCUGACCACACCGACCUACGGCGACUUGAACCAUCUGGUCUCGGUGACCAUGUCCGGGAUCACCACCUGCCUCAGGUUUCCAGGCCAGCUCAACUCCGACCUGAGGAAAUUGGCGGUCAAUAUGGUACCGUUCCCAAGGCUUCACUUCUUCAUGCCAGGAUACGCACCAUUAGUUGCCAGAGGCUCUCAGCAGUACAGAGCUUUGACAGUUCCUGAACUGGUGCAGCAAAUGUUCGACAACAAGAACAUGAUGGUGGCAUGCGACCCUCGCAAUGGCCGCUACCUCACCGUCGCUGCUAUCUUCAGGGGAAGGAUGUCUAUGAAAGAGGUUGAUGAACAGAUGCUCAAAGUCCAGAACAAGAGUUCGUCCUGCUUUGUCGAGUGGAUACCGAAUAACUGCAAAACAGCUGUAUGCGACAUCCCCCCAAGGGGUACGAAGAUUGCAGCAACUUUCAUAGGCAACACGACUGCUAUAAUGGAACUGUUCAACAGGGUAUCCGGCCAGUUCUUGUCGAUGUUCAAGAAAAAAGCUUUCCUCCAUUGGUACACAGGGGAAGGAAUGGAUGUUGCCGAGUUUACUGAAGCCGAGAACUUUUUAAACGACCUUAUAUCUGAGUACCAACAGUAUCAAGAAACCACGAAUCAGUCCGAUAGUGAGGAUGUGACGGAAGAUGAAAUGAUGUGAAGAUUUCUUUUAUUUCGUGUAUUUGUGUAUUAGUCUACCAAUAAAAUUUUCAGUGAUCUCUC
Messenger RNA from Nezara viridula (southern green stink bug), 1497 nucleotides. NCBI's taxonomy places the organism in Eukaryota, Metazoa, Arthropoda, Insecta, Hemiptera, Pentatomidae. The record is from the annotation of a GenBank genome assembly.